This is a messenger RNA of Phyllostomus hastatus (greater spear-nosed bat), 8193 nucleotides long. RefSeq names its product unc-13 homolog A (gene UNC13A). Gene Ontology annotation, cellular component: presynaptic membrane; neuromuscular junction; presynaptic active zone cytoplasmic component. The coding region runs from base 129 to 5315 and encodes 1728 amino acids. Lineage: Eukaryota; Metazoa; Chordata; Mammalia; Chiroptera; Phyllostomidae. The transcript has 45 exons. Gene Ontology annotation, molecular function: diacylglycerol binding; syntaxin-1 binding; calmodulin binding. Gene Ontology annotation, biological process: presynaptic dense core vesicle exocytosis; synaptic vesicle priming; neuromuscular junction development. The record is from RefSeq and is a predicted model, not a curated record.
CAAGAUGGCCGGCGGCGGAGGCCGGGCCCCGGCGUGAGCUGAGCUCCGGCGGCAGCCCUGGCCAUGCACCAGCCCGGUGGCCUCUGAGCCCGACCUGACGGUGCCGGUCCUCCGGCGACCCCGGAGACAUGUCUCUACUUUGCGUUGGAGUCAAAAAAGCCAAGUUUGAUGGUGCCCAAGAGAAAUUCAACACAUAUGUGACCCUGAAGGUGCAGAAUGUCAAGAGCACGACCAUCGCUGUGCGGGGCAGCCAGCCCAGCUGGGAACAGGAUUUCAUGUUCGAGAUUAACCGCCUAGAUUUAGGGCUGACAGUGGAGGUGUGGAACAAGGGUCUCAUCUGGGACACGAUGGUGGGCACCGUGUGGAUCCCCCUGAGGACCAUCCGCCAGUCUAAUGAAGAGGGCCCUGGAGAAUGGCUGACUCUGGACUCCCAGGUCAUCAUGGCGGACAGUGAAAUCUGUGGCACCAAGGACCCCACCUUCCACCGCAUCCUCCUUGACACCCGCUUUGAGCUGCCCUUAGACAUUCCUGAGGAGGAGGCCCGUUACUGGGCCAAGAAGCUGGAGCAGCUGAACGCCAUGCGGGACCAGGAUGAGUAUUCGUUCCAAGGUGAACAAGACAAGCCUCUCCCUGUCCCCAGCAACCAGUGUUGCAACUGGAAUUAUUUUGGCUGGGGUGAGCAGCAGAAUGAUGACCCUGACAGUGCAGUGGAUGAUCGUGACAGUGACUAUCGCAGCGAGACAAGCAACAGCAUCCCCCCACCCUAUUACACUACAUCCCAGCCCAAUGCUUCAGUCCAUCAGUAUUCUGUUCGUCCACCACCCUUGGGUUCCCGGGAAUCCUACAGUGACUCCAUGCACAGUUAUGAGGAGUUCUCCGAGCCACAGGCCCUCAGCCCCACAGGCAGCAGCCGCUAUGCCUCCUCAGGGGAGCUGAGCCAGGGCAGCUCACAGCUGAGCGAGGACUUUGACCCAGAUGAGCAGAGCCUGCAGGGCUCCGAGUUGGAGGACGAGCGGGACCGGGACUCCUACCACUCCUGCCACAGCUCAGUCAGCUACCACAAGGACUCGCCACACUGGGACCAGGAUGAGGAUGAUUUGGACGAGGAGCUAGAUGAGGACCUGGAUGAGGACCUGGAUGAGGACCUGGAGGACUUCCUGGAGGAGGAGGAGGAGCUGCCUGAGGACGAAGAAGAGCUGGAAGAGGAAGAGGAGGUGCCUGAUGACAUCCGUGCCUAUGCUGAGCACCAGGAGGCGGCCGUGGCUGAGCCCAAGGACUUCAAGCGUGUCAGUCUUUUGCCAGCUGCCCCAGAGAAGGAGGACAAGGCCCCGGCCUUGCCCACUGAGGCCCCCGCUGUGGCCAAAGUGGCCCCUGAGCCAGCUGUGCCUGAGGAGGUGCCUACAGCUGAGCCCCCCAAAGCUGAGGAGAGUUUCAGGCCACAAGAAGAUGAGGAAGGCCAGGAGGGUCAGGACUCCAUGUCGAGGGCAAAGGCCAACUGGCUGCGAGCCUUCAACAAAGUGCGGCUGCAGCUGCAGGAGGCCCGGGGAGAAGGAGAGAUGUCCAAAUCCCUGUGGUUCAAAGGCGGCCCAGGGGGUGGUCUCAUCAUCAUUGACAGCAUGCCUGACAUUCGUAAGAGGAAGCCCAUCCCACUUGUGAGUGACCUGGCCAUGUCCCUGGUCCAGUCCAGAAAAGCAGGCAUCACAUCCGCCUUGGCCUCCAGCACUUUGAACAACGAGGAGCUGAAAAACCACGUUUACAAGAAGACCCUGCAAGCCUUAAUUUACCCCAUUUCGUGCACGACACCGCACAACUUCGAGGUGUGGACGGCCACCACGCCCACCUACUGCUAUGAGUGCGAGGGGCUGCUGUGGGGCAUCGCGCGGCAGGGCAUGCGCUGCACCGAGUGCGGUGUCAAGUGCCACGAGAAGUGCCAGGACCUGCUCAACGCCGACUGCCUGCAGCGGGCAGCGGAGAAGAGCUCCAAGCACGGGGCUGAGGACCGGACGCAGAACAUCAUCAUGGUGCUCAAGGACCGCAUGAAGAUCCGGGAGCGUAACAAGCCCGAGAUCUUCGAACUCAUCCAGGAGGUCUUUGCUGUGACCAAGGCCGCACACACACAGCAGAUGAAAGCAGUCAAGCAGAGCGUGCUGGAUGGCACGUCCAAAUGGUCAGCCAAGAUCAGCAUCACUGUGGUCUGUGCCCAGGGCUUGCAGGCAAAGGACAAGACGGGAUCCAGUGACCCCUAUGUCACUGUGCAGGUUGGGAAGACCAAGAAACGGACGAAAACCAUCUAUGGGAACCUGAACCCCGUGUGGGAGGAGAACUUUCAUUUUGAAUGUCACAACUCCUCAGAUCGAAUCAAGGUCCGUGUCUGGGACGAAGAUGAUGAUAUUAAAUCCCGAGUGAAGCAACGGUUCAAGAGGGAGUCUGAUGACUUCCUGGGACAGACGAUCAUCGAGGUGCGGACGCUCAGUGGCGAGAUGGACGUGUGGUACAACCUGGACAAGCGGACUGACAAAUCUGCUGUGUCAGGUGCCAUUCGGCUACACAUCAGUGUGGAAAUCAAGGGCGAGGAGAAGGUGGCCCCCUACCAUGUCCAGUACACCUGUCUGCAUGAGAACUUGUUUCACUUUGUGACUGACAUGCAGAACAAUGGGGUUGUGAAGAUCCCGGAUGCCAAGGGUGAUGAUGCCUGGAAAGUUUACUAUGAUGAGACAGCCCAGGAGAUUGUGGAUGAAUUUGCCAUGCGCUAUGGCGUCGAGUCCAUCUACCAAGCCAUGACCCACUUUGCCUGCCUCUCCUCCAAGUACAUGUGUCCUGGGGUACCUGCCGUUAUGAGCACCCUGCUUGCCAACAUCAAUGCCUAUUAUGCUCAUACCACCGCCUCUACCAACGUGUCUGCCUCCGACCGCUUCGCAGCCUCCAAUUUUGGGAAAGAACGCUUUGUGAAGCUCCUGGACCAACUGCAUAACUCCCUGCGGAUAGACCUCUCCAUGUAUCGGAAUAACUUCCCAGCCAGCAGCCCAGAAAGACUCCAGGACCUCAAAUCCACUGUGGACCUUCUUACCAGCAUCACCUUCUUUCGCAUGAAGGUGCAAGAACUCCAGAGCCCGCCCCGAGCCAGCCAGGUGGUGAAGGAUUGUGUGAAAGCCUGCCUCAACUCUACUUAUGAGUACAUCUUCAACAACUGUCAUGAACUCUACAGUCGGGAGUACCAGACAGACCCUGCCAAGAAGGGGGAAGUUCCCCCAGAGGAACAGGGACCCAGCAUCAAGAACCUCGACUUCUGGUCCAAGCUGAUCACUCUCAUAGUGUCCAUCAUUGAGGAAGACAAGAAUUCCUACACUCCCUGCCUCAACCAGUUUCCCCAGGAGCUGAAUGUGGGUAAAAUCAGUGCUGAAGUGAUGUGGAACCUGUUUGCCCAGGAUAUGAAGUAUGCCAUGGAGGAGCAUGACAAGCAUCGCUUGUGCAAGAGUGCCGACUACAUGAACCUCCACUUCAAGGUCAAGUGGCUCUACAAUGAGUAUGUGGCAGAGCUUCCUGCUUUCAAGGACCGAGUGCCGGAGUACCCUGCGUGGUUUGAGCCUUUCGUCAUCCAGUGGCUGGACGAGAAUGAGGAGGUGUCCCGAGAUUUCUUGCACGGGGCCCUGGAGCGAGACAAGAAGGAUGGGUUCCAGCAGACCUCAGAGCAUGCCCUGUUCUCUUGCUCCGUGGUGGACGUCUUCUCCCAGCUUAACCAGAGCUUUGAGAUUAUCAAGAAGCUUGAGUGCCCUGACCCCCAGAUUGUGGGGCACUACAUGAGGCGGUUUGCCAAGACCAUCAGUAAUGUGCUCCUUCAGUACGCGGACAUCAUCAUCAAGGACUUCGCCUCCUACUGCUCCAAGGAGAAGGAGAAAGUGCCCUGUAUUCUUAUGAACAACACUCAGCAGCUGCGAGUUCAGCUAGAGAAGAUGUUUGAAGCCAUGGGAGGCAAGGAGCUGGAUGCUGAGGCCAGUGACAUCUUAAAAGAGCUUCAGGUGAAACUUAACAACGUCUUGGAUGAACUCAGCCGGGUAUUUGCUACCAGCUUCCAGCCUCACAUUGAGGAGUGUGUCAAACAGAUGGGCGACAUACUUAGCCAGGUGAAGGGCACCGGCAAUGUGCCAGCCAGUGCCUGCAGCAGCGUGGCCCAGGAUGCUGACAAUGUGCUACAGCCCAUCAUGGACCUGCUAGACAGCAACCUGACUCUCUUUGCCAAAAUCUGCGAGAAGACAGUGCUGAAAAGGGUACUGAAGGAGCUGUGGAAGCUGGUCAUGAACACCAUGGAGAAGACCAUCGUCCUGCCACCCCUCACCGACCAGACGAUGAUCGGCACCCUCUUGAGAAAACAUGGCAAGGGAUUAGAAAAGGGCAGGGCGAAACUGCCAAGCCACUCAGAUGGAACUCAGAUGAUCUUCAAUGCAGCCAAGGAGCUGGGUCAGCUGUCUAAACUCAAGGACCACAUGGUACGAGAGGAAGCCAAGAGCUUGACCCCAAAGCAGUGUGCAGUCGUUGAGCUGGCCCUGGACACCAUCAAGCAAUACUUCCACGCGGGCGGUGUGGGCCUCAAGAAGACCUUCUUGGAGAAGAGCCCAGACCUUCAGUCCCUGCGCUACGCCCUGUCCCUCUACACGCAGGCCACGGACCUGCUCAUUAAGACCUUCGUGCAGACACAGGCGGCCCAGGUCCAUGGUGGAAAAGGGACUAGGUUUACCCUUAGUGAAGACAUUUAUCCUGAGAAGGGCUCUGGUGUGGAAGACCCUGUAGGGGAAGUCUCCCUCCACGUUGAGCUCUUCACUCAUCCGGGAACUGGUGAACACAAGGUCACAGUGAAAGUGGUGGCUGCCAAUGACCUCAAGUGGCAGACUUCUGGCAUUUUCCGUCCAUUCAUUGAGGUCAACAUCAUUGGGCCCCAUCUCAGUGACAAGAAACGCAAGUUUGCUACCAAAUCCAAGAACAACAGCUGGGCUCCCAAGUACAAUGAGAGCUUCCAGUUCACGCUGAGUGCGGAAGCGGGCCCCGAGUGCUACGAGCUGCAGGUGUGCGUCAAAGACUACUGCUUUGCUCGUGAGGAUCGCACAGUGGGGCUGGCCGUGCUGCAGUUACGUGAGCUGGUCCAGCGCGGGAGCGCCGCUUGCUGGUUGCCCCUCGGCCGCCGCAUCCACAUGGACGACACGGGCCUCACGGUGCUGCGUAUCCUGUCGCAGCGCAGCAAUGACGAGGUAGCCAAGGAGUUCGUCAAGCUCAAAUCGGACACGCGCUCAGCGGAGGAAGGCGGUGCUGCGCCUGCGCCCUAGCGCUGGGGCGCGGGUGGGCAGCACUGCGCCUGUGCAGGGAAGGCGGGGCGGGACCUUUCUGAGUGCAAGUCUUGGGGUUCUGCGCAGAGGGCGGUCUGCGCCUGCGCCCUUGACUUAACUUCCUGCUCUGGGGAAUUGUGAAUGGGAGAUGCCCCGCCCCCUCGGAAGGCCACGCCCUAGGGCGCGGGGAAGGAAAAAGCCACAUCGCCUCCCGGAAGCAACGGCCGCAGCGCCUACGCGGCCUUUCGAGCUGGGUUGGGAGAGUCCCACCCCUUAUGGAGGAGGCCAGGUCCCUCGGCUCUGGUCCCCUGCCUCCUGUCCCAUGGAAAAGCCAUAAGACGGGUCCCCAAGCCCUGGGGCCCAAGACCAAUUGCCAAGUAUGGAACUCUAAGCUCCCUCGAGGGGCGGGCCCUGGGCUGGGUGUGGGUGGUCUGGGGUGGUCUUAGGGGCUGGAGGGACUAGGAUGGUAGCUGGAGGGCCUCGGAAUACCCGAGUCUCUUUUUAUGUUAGUGCAAAAAAUAAACGGGAAGAGGGCCUAAGAUGGGAUUAUAAAAGCACAUGCGCCCUAGGGCGCCCAAACCCUGGGGGCCCAGGGAACGGCUCUGGGGCUCCCGCAUUAACCUAUGGGGUUUUUGUUUUUGUUUUUUCGCCUCAAUCCCACCUGACAAUGCCUAAUCCUCAUAUCAUAGAGUUCAACCCACCCAGUUGACAGAUGGCAAAACUGAGGCCCCUAGAUUUGCUGUGGAUCCCAGUGCCAUGCCUUGUCCCCACUCCCUUUGGCCUGUGUACCACAUCCAAGGGUGGGCUGAGACUGGGUGACGGGACAGUGCUCCCAAUUGCUGCUAACCCCCUACAGGGGCUUGCCGUGACCAUACAAGAGAUGAGGGCCUUGGGCCAACUCUUGACCUCCCACCAACAAUAAGUGAGGAUUUGGGAUUCCUUGGACCCACCCCCACCCCACUUCUACUUCCUCUCCCAGAAUUCACCAGACAGGAAAGAACAGAAAGAGACCAGAAACUCCAGAGGGGGAAGAUGGGUUCCCCAACACCACCCCAGGCAUGUGCUUUGGAAAUUUCCUCCCUCUUUUCCAUGGGAACUCUUUCUCAUCCCUCAAAACUCACCACAAGUAUCUCCUCCUGUAGAAAAUUGUCACUGCUCCCCUCAGGACUUCCCCACUCUCUGUUCCAGAAGCCAUGGGACUGGAGGCAUCUGUGACAGCCUCUGUUUUCCUCCGACUUCUGAGGCCUCUCAAGGCCCACACAGGCUGAGCACAGAGAAGACACAGGGUAUGGCUAGGUGAAUUAUGUCGUGGGGGACAUCUCUGUGAGCACACCUCCACAUGUGUAUCUGUCCAUGACCAUCCCUGUCAGCCUUCCCUUCCCACACAGAUCUGGGCACAAAGGAGGUAUUCUAGCCACACUGUGGCAGAGUUACAAGAUAGAGAGGAGAGAGGACAUGGAAGAGACAGGAGAGGAAUCCAAGGAGCUGGAAGGAUUUGAAAUCAGGAAGUUUCUGUAUUGGAACAGCAAGGCUCAAAGAGAAGCAGCACUUUCCCUAAGCCUGCCCGGCAAGUGUAUGCCAUGCCUGACCUGGGAUGACACUGCUAGGCUUUCACCUCACCUGGGGUGGCCAGGGUUCUGAACCCUGGUGGCCUGGUGGGGUCUCAGGGUUGCAGUGGGCCUCGAUUCCUGUGAGGAGCUGGCCCCAGUUUACCAUGAGUCAGGGAAAGGAUGAAGUAGAGUGGGCCCCUGAUGAGGUGGAGGAGUGUGACAUUGAGGAACAUCUUCGACAGAGCCAGUCCCCUUCCCAGGAGGGCCAGAGACAGAGUAAGCACACCAACAAAAAGAGAAGGAGGGAUAGAAAAGAUACGAAAUCGGGAGAGUACGAUCACACCCCAGUGGGAACAGAGACCAUGAGAUGGAGAGAGAGACUCAGAGAUGGAGAGGGACAGGAGAAAUGGCAAAAUUGGGGAACUAGAAGGAAGAGAGACCCACUCUUCUGGCUGUCCCUAGUCUCACCUAGAAGGGUUUACUCAAAAUGUGGAGGUUCCUGGCCAUGUCCCCAAUCCCUCUGACCCAGACACCAGAGCCUGAAACCUCACCACACCCCCAUCAGAGAUGCAAAAAAUACUUAACACCCAACUAGAAAUCCUUGGAACCUCAGAGACCUUACUGUCCCUGACCCCCACCCCUUGCGCUGUCCAUCUUACAGAUGGGGACACUGAGGGAGGGGCAGAGUAGGGACAUCCUGGAGUCACCCCAGACUCUGCUGUCCGGGUGCAGAGGAAGGGGAGCUCUCUGGGGAUUUGGUUUGUAUCACCACCCCAUCUGUCCCCUGAACAUCCUCUCCUAUGAACUGUUAAGGACCAAAGUCGUCUUUGCUGACAUGUGUUGCUUUUCUCUUUGCCUUUUUUUUUUUUUUUUUAAGAAAGAAACCAAGUUGAUGGUGUUGAGUAAGACCCAUUCCCACCCCCUCACCACUACCCAGCCAUAGUGGCUCUUUUGAGGCACAGGGCUCGGGUGGCAGGUUCCCAGGCAUCCCCAGCCGCACCUCAGGGUGGGGGUGGGCUCAGACCCCACCCCUGGCCCUGCCCCUCUGACCUUGAACCCUGCCACCCAGUCCAGGAGGUUCUUCCUCUACAUACCUUUCUCUUAGCAUGUGACUGCAAAUGUGAAGUCAAAACACUGUUUUAAUUCCAUCCCGUUGGUCCAGCAUCUGCACAGGUGCCCCCAUUUCUCUGUAAAUAUGUGACUUGGAACAAAUGUUUAAAACCACGAAAAGUGAUCAUGAAUGCAUGAUGUUGAGAUGUUUUGCACUAUUCUGACUUUUUGGUCUCUGUAAAAAUAUUUUAUUAACAGCAAACAUUAAAAAAAAAAAA